AUGAAUAAUCAAAAAUCAGAUGACGAAAAAUACAAAAAAUUUUAAUGCAAAAUAUGUUUAGAUUUAGCAACAGAGCCAGUUAUCACACCAUGUGGUCAUUUAUAUUGUUGGUAGUGUCUCUAUACUGUAAAUUAUUUAAUUUAUAUCUUUUCUAGUGGGCUUAAAAGAAGAAUCCCUUAGUAUGUCCAUAUUGUUCAAAUGUCUUUGAAUUAGAAAAGGUCACUACUAUCUUCACAGGGGACUCUAAAGAAUCAAAACAAUCAGAAAUUCCUAAAAGACCUACAAAUCCAAGAUAAGAAUAGACCAAUUAAUAAUAACAAUUCGGAAACUUUUAAUUUGGUUUCAGUUUUGGAAUGCCAUUUAUGAUGAUGUCAAAUUUUAAUUUUGGAUAAGGACAAUAAGCUAAUGCAAGAAGUUUUAUGAUAAUUUUCUUUCUUGGAUUUAUAUUGAUGAAUUUCCUUCCCUUCUUCAAUUCCUAUUUCCAAGACAUUCCAUAAUAAACAUCAAGGAGGUCAAGAAGAUAGCAGGAUACAUCCGAAGAUUAUUUUACAAGUAUUGGAAUAAGUUUGGCUAUAAUCCUUGGUUUUGCUGGCCUAAACUAUUUGGCUAAGAAAAUUUUAAAUAAAUGAUAAACGUG
Messenger RNA from Paramecium pentaurelia, 637 nucleotides. The record is from the annotation of a GenBank genome assembly. NCBI's taxonomy places the organism in Eukaryota, Ciliophora, Oligohymenophorea, Peniculida, Parameciidae.